Molecule: messenger RNA, 1723 nt
Organism: Chiroxiphia lanceolata (lance-tailed manakin)
Lineage: Eukaryota; Metazoa; Chordata; Aves; Passeriformes; Pipridae
Gene: SAV1
Product: salvador family WW domain containing protein 1
Exons: 6
Coding region: 40-1194 (384 amino acids)
Biological process (GO): apoptotic process; hippo signaling; regulation of cell population proliferation
Molecular function (GO): molecular adaptor activity; protein binding
Source: RefSeq, a predicted model, not a curated record
GCCGGGCAUGCGGGCGGUGGCGGCGCGCCGGGAGGUGGGAUGCUGUCGCGGAAGAAGACGCGGACGGAGCUCUCCAAGCCGGGCGAGGUGCAGGGGAAGUACGUGAAGAAGGAGACGAGCCCGCUCCUGAGGAACCUGAUGCCUUCCUUUAUCCGUCACGGUCCGACCAUUCCAAGACGAACUGACAUCUGCCCUCCCGACUCCACGCCCUCUGCCUACGCCCCUGGAGGAGAUGGAAUUGUUUCCAGGAACCAGAGUUUCCUCCGAACCCCGGUGCAGAGGCCGCCCCACGAAAUAAUGAGGCGGGAGAGCAACAGACUGUCUGCACCCUCCUAUCUGGCCAGGAGUCUGGCUGAUGUCCCGAGGGAAUACGGCUCCUCCUCCCAGUCCUUCCUGGCAGAAGCCAGUCCCGGGCUGGAAAACGGAGACCCCGGAGCGCGGUGUUAUUAUUAUGAUCACUUCUACGAGGCCCAGAGGAGGCGGCAGGUGAGCGACCGAGCCCACGAGGACUACAGGUAUUACGAGCACGGCAGUGAGCUUUUCCAGAGGAUGUCCCAGAAUCAUGGGAGGCACACCUCAGGCAUCGGGAGAGUUGCUGCUACGUCUCUAGGAAACUUAACAAAUCAUAGUUCUGAAGAUUUACCUCUUCCUCCUGGCUGGUCAGUGGACUGGACUAUCAGAGGAAGGAAAUACUACAUAGAUCACAACACCAACACCACUCACUGGAGCCACCCUUUGGAGCGGGAGGGGCUCCCGCCGGGCUGGGAGCGUGUGGAGUCCGCGGAAUUCGGGGUCUACUACGUGGAUCACAUCAACAAAAGAGCUCAGUACAAACAUCCCUGUGCUCCCAGCGUCCCCCGUUACGAUCAGCCGCCCCCCGUGUCCUACCAGCCGCAGCCGGCGGAGCGGAGCCAACCCCUGCUGGUCCCUGCCAACCCCUACCACACUGCUGAGAUCCCAGACUGGCUCCAGGUCUACGCCAGGGCUCCUGUCAAGUACGACCACAUCCUGAAGUGGGAGCUGUUCCAGCUGGCGGACCUGGACACGUACCAGGGGAUGCUGAAGCUGCUGUUCAUGAAGGAGCUGGAGCGGAUCGUGAAGCUGUACGAGGCGUUCCGGCAGGCGCUGCUCACCGAGCUGGAGCACCGCCAGCAGCGCCAGCAGUGGUACGCCCAGCACGGCAAGAACUAUUGACCCCUCCCCACGGACUCUCUCUGACUUUAAUGUACAGAACACCAACCCUGUUCCUGUUCAGGAGCACCAGGAGCUGAUUUCUCCCAUCAGAUCCGAGCCUGAGUUGCCUUAUUUUUUACUUCAGAUUUUACUACUUGUUUUCACUCAGAGGGGGAACACUUGGGACCUUCCUAAAGACCAAGAUCUCUAAGCAGAGUUUUUUAAAUCCUGGCUAAACUGCAUUUCACAAAAAUCUGACCCACUCUGGUGGGAAGGCAAUGGCAUUGGCACUGUGCCACCCCACGGGGAAAAUCAGGGAUGUAACAGCAAUUACUGUUCUUUUUUAACGAGCUUUUGUCUUGUAUUAAAGCUCCUCACUUGGGGAAAUUUUUUAAUUGUCCACUUACCCUCUCCAGUAUUUCCAUCUGGUUCAUGAAUUGUCCUGAAAUGUUAUUUAUGGAUUCUUUUCAGUGCAAUAAACACUGCAGACAAAAAAAGUACAUUUCUUGUAAAUCCUAUUCAUUCAAUAAAAAUCAUUUUGUUCGACGAA